Messenger RNA from Frieseomelitta varia, 4224 nucleotides. RefSeq lists its product as uncharacterized. Lineage: Eukaryota; Metazoa; Arthropoda; Insecta; Hymenoptera; Apidae. The transcript has 5 exons. The record is from RefSeq and is a predicted model, not a curated record. Bases 152 to 976 code for a protein of 274 amino acids.
CUUGACAGAGAGUCCGCGUAGAGGGGUUUGAAACGAACGAAGGGGUGUACUCUGAAAGAGAGGGGCAGCAAAGGAAGGCGAAUAGUCGCCGCGGUGAUACCACCUCUCUCAGUUGCUCCUCGGUUUCCGGACUGCGUGGAUUGGCAGAAUAAUGCGUGCCGUGGCCGUAUGGACCGCUUUCGUGUUAGCGUACUCGAGCAGCCCGUUCGUGACCGGUAUACGAUACAUCGAUCCGAUCUCGCCGCAAUCAGGGAACACCGGCGACAUCGCCGAGAAGCGCGUUGACCUGACCGAGCCAACAUGCGAAGAAUUGAGGGCAAUGUGGAGGAAUACGAAACGGCAGAGCAGGGCUGCUAAAACCACCACCUUCUAUCCCGAUCCGUUUUCAUUCAAGCUCUGGAAACCUUAUUCCGAACGUUCCAAGCCCCCACUCAACUAUGUUGGAAAGUACACGGGAAGACCGCGUAACCGUGCAGGAGGUAGCGCCCCAAUUUAUGGAAGAAUGGUGCACAAAGCGCCAGCAGGCAGCAGGCUAAGAAACGGGAUGCGACAUUCGCCACGGCCAUUCGACAAAAUUCCACUCUCUAUCGGAACAAUCAAUUCCUACUCGCCAUCGUCAAGGCGUGUAAGCAGCUUCCGUACGGUAGGCGGUGGUUCUCCUCAUUUGGCCCAGGUACCGCAAGCCGGCAGUUUUCAGUAUUUAAAGGAAUUACUCCGUGCUGAGCGUGCUCGUGAACUACAGGAACAACACAAAGCCGAACUCGCUGAGAAGACAGCCACCUUUAAGGGCACCGUUGACAACGAGCAUUUCUUCAAUGUCCAGCAAUCGCGGAAGCAAUUUCUGAAGCCGGCGCUGCGAAUUCCGACGAAAGCCAAUUACGAAUUCGGCCAGGGACGGUACACACCGAACGUGCAAAAUAUUGGUCAAGUAUGGGCGAGGAGCGGUCCCCAGUCCCGUGAAUACUUGUUGCGUUAGUAUCUCAACGGACUGCCGAUAUCUCCAACCAAGAAGCUACCCCCAACGAUCAAUCGUAACGACUUCUCCAAUUGCGUUCGCGCACGCAAAACGAAAAGAUUCGUUAUCAGCUUUUAUCCGGCAAUUCCCCGUCAUCCCGAAAUUCGCGUGAAAUUGAGCGAAAUCCUUGCAGCUGAGUAAAACAGAGCUUCGGCGGAAGGGCUUUUUACUUUCGUUGUUUCUCCCCACCCCCGUCGUCCUUUUAAGAGAAAGAUUAUUCUUAAGGCUUUUAUUGUCUCUGGCGUCUGGAAUUCUCUCGGACCUCGGUCGUGUAUGUGUGUGUGACAUGUUGAAGGUGGAUUCACCUAUGCUCGAGCGAACAUGUGAAGUCAAUAAAUACGAAUGAAUUUCGAUGGAAGGUCGUAAACCACAGGGAGAAACGGCUUCGACAACACGCUACAGAAUGUAUAUUUUCUUAAUUCGUUUAAAACUCGCACAGAUUUAAUUGCGCGGCCGUGCCCGUGUUGCCUGUGUAGAAUCUUCCAAAAUACAUAUUUAAAUAUAAAAUUUAAUACUAUCUCUGGAAAUAUGGCUGCAGCGGCAACGUAAUCGCACCUUUGUGUCGCUGAGCGGAGAAAACACGAGCAGAACUUGCGCUAUUAUCUAUGUAUAUUUGUCACAAUAUACCAAUGUUAGUUGCGUUACAAUUGGACUGCGCAGUUUUAUGCAUUUUUUUUGGAAAAGUGCGCGAACGAUGCACAUGAUACACACGGAAAUACCCAAAGUAGAGAGUUGUAAUGUACAACAGAUAGAGAAAACGAACUUCCAUCUAAGUUCCUUGAAUAUGUUCGUAAAAAUUCACAUUACGCAUAAAAAUUCCGCGGUGUGAUUGUAAUACGUGAAUAUUACUUUUCAUAAAUUGACUGAAAUUUGUCUCUUCACACGGUACUAUGACAAUAAGGAGACUGCUAAGAUAGACUCUCUCCGUUCCUCAAAUAAGGAAAAAUCUGAAAAAUACAAAUGUUUUCUUCAGAGACGCGAGAAAACUUUGUUCUUGGCAUUUUAUUUAUGGGAGAUCGUGCAAUAUCGUUUAUAAUUAUUUAAGCAAAUAUUAGAAUUAAGUCGUAUUAUAAACGAUACUUUGUCUUUUGCAACUUUAUUUGAUAAUUGUACUAUUAAUUUACUAUUAAGUUAAACAAUAACGAGCGAUAAUUUAACAUAUCAGAUGAUUAUUUACCAUGGUUCGUCGGAGUAUGAGUUGUUUCUUUCUUCGACAUAUAAAUACAUCUGCAGCUUAAUAAUGGUUGCGACGAUAUGAUCGAAAUGAUACAAUCGUUAAUUCAAUCCAACGAUAGAAGAGAUAGUGCUCUGGUUUUCUCCGCCUUAUUUGAACUUGACAAUAAAAUAGAAAGACUAAUAUUUUGAAAAUUUUAACAAUAUAUAUAUAUAUAUAUAAAUAUAUAAAUAAAGUAUAAUCAACGGAACUGUACCGAAGACAAUAAUUAUUGUUAAGAGAUAUUCUUGUAAUCUGUACGUGCAAUCGACACGGAUGCGAUUUCAAUUUUUCUUUUACACAUCAAUGACCGAUAAUUGUGCAUGCAAAAAUUGUGAAUUCUUUUUGAAGACCAAAGAAAAAAAAAAAAGAAAAGAAAAAGAAAAGAAAGAUGAAAACGCACCGUUGACAUUUUGUUCAGUGUGCUUAUUCGAACUUCGUGUGUAUCGAUUGCACGUGCAAUCGGUUUAACUUUCAACCCUUAAGCACUCGAUUGAGAGGGCCGCAAAACUUACGUUGUAACUCUUACUUUUCGAACAAGAACUUUUGUUAGAUGAACAUAUCAAGGGUAACACAACUAUUGAACGAACAAAACCAAAACGUUUUACUUGCACGAAAACGAAGGAGGGAUAAUAUUGUGUUUUUAUCUUUAGAACACUAGAACCACUGAGGUGGUCUCAACAUGAUUAACUCAUAAUUUUCGUCAGAUAUAUUACAGAUGAAAAACAGUGUAUUUCUAGAGAUUUUUUUUUUUUAUAAACCGCCUAAAUAAAAGCUUGCGUAUUCUAUUGUACCUUACAGUUUUUCUAUUUUUUUUUUUUUUUUCGUUGCAAUAUCUCUGACGAAAAUUCUUGGUGGUUCUAGUGUUGAUUUGCCAUGCGAACGUUAUGCGAAUAAGAAACACGAGCUUAAGGGUUCUAAUUAUACAUAAUGACAAUAAAUAUAAACGUUUCUUGUGACGAGGUAGGUUAAAAAAAAAAAAAAAACAGACAUUCACACGGCUUAAUCCACGCUCUUGUGCUGAGAAUUAACCACUUUCAACUCUUGUGACAGCGUACAAAAACCUAAAAAAAGAAAAAAAAGAGAGAGAAAAAAGGAAAAAGAAACUUCUGAACAAUUAUAUAGAACAGUUUGAUACCAAUCGCGGUUCUAAUAUUUGACUAUAAAUACUUUAUACUUGUAUACAUCUAUUUGAAUACGACACGGUGCGUAUACUGCACAUAAUAACACAUAACAGAGGAUACACGUAUAUAUAUAUAUAUACACAUAUAUAUGUAUAUAUAUCAAUGUUAUGCAUACACGUAGAACCACGCGUACAUUACAUGCAUAUCAAGGUACACGCAAAUAUAAUAUAUAUUUGUUAUACUACCUAUUGACUAUUAUUAUGUUGACUGGUGUGUUAAUUAAGUUUUAAAGAAUGGAUCUUUCCGGCUGAGAUUCUUCAAUAGCAGAAUCAGUGCCUGAUAUCCAAGCUAGAGACUGGUUGGAAAUCUCUUUGGAUACAGAUUAUUAAGCUAUUCAUUCACCUUCCUUUCGGCUGUCUCAAUGUAAGAAGUUUCUGUUCUUCGAAUGUGUACAGCGACAUACUAAACAUGUAUACAUGUGUGAAAAAAAUCACUAAAAAAAAAAAAAGAAGAAUUAUAUCCUGGGCGAUGUUAGAAAUAGUAUAUUUAUGUAAAACUCUACAGGUGAAAUUAAUUUAAGGCGCGGGAGGCAUGUCAGGGGUCGGAGCAUCAAAUCUUCCUCAACGUGAAUCAACAAGGGUCGUAUGUGUACAAUAACGUAAUUUAUUUUUUUUACCUUCUGGAUUUGAACGCACGUGCUCCUUAAUUAUCUACAAGUUUGAUACUUGGACCCUGGAUUGUCUCUGAAAUACCAACUAAAAUAAAUUAGUAAGAACACGCUUCGAAUUUCCUGCCCUAAUAAUUGUUCAUUUCGCUCGACACUCUCCUUUUUAUGUUUGAAAUAUAACUAUGACAAUAUUAGCUAUGGCAAA